Messenger RNA from Actinia tenebrosa (Australian red waratah sea anemone), 3507 nucleotides. RefSeq lists its product as uncharacterized. The record is from RefSeq and is a predicted model, not a curated record. Gene Ontology annotation, molecular function: protein binding. Lineage: Eukaryota; Metazoa; Cnidaria; Anthozoa; Actiniaria; Actiniidae.
ACUCAGUAGCACAUGGAAGAGAUGGAGAUCAAAUCGAAAUAAAAAACAAAUGUGUGACAUUUUUCUGUUUUGUUUUCCUAAAUUCAAGUUGAAUGGAGCGUUUCUUUCGCUAAUAACAUGCCCCGAAAAAAUAAGUUUGUAGAUUUAAACCUCCUUGGAACAUGGCAGAUUAUUUGUUGUGAGUCCAGCGAUGGAACGCAUGAAAAUAUCAAAGGAGUGGAAUUUACUCUCGAUGAAGGAGACGAUGUAACUUGGGGUCCAACACAAGAACUACAGUCUAAAAACGACCAAGAAAGCUUUCCCUUGUUGACGUGCCAGACAUUUGAGAUUGUUGCGAAUAAAAAUGAAAUCCACUUUUAUUUACCGGAUACUGGACAUUGGAUAGAAUUCAAGGUAUCAUUCUCUGGGGAUCAGCUGGUUCUAACAAGUGGACGAAACCUCAAACUCAAUUGCAACAAAAUUCUAGAAGAACGAAUGUUACAAGCUGCAACCAAGUUCUCUCUUCUUAAUGCUUUAAAAGAGGGAUAUUUUUCAGAUUUGACUCUCUCAGCAAGUAAUGGAGAAAAGUUUGCUGUUCAUAAGACAAUACUCUCUUGCUUAUGUCCCAAUGAGGACUGGGACACAAUACCUCCAUUCAUCCAAGACCUGCCACCAAAUGUCCUCAGGGUCAUUCUUCACUAUCUAUAUACUGGUACUUUGGUGGAAGAACAGGAAGAGGUUACCAUCAGGGAGACCCUUAAGGCUGUAGAGAGUGUGACAUGUCUUGGUCCUCUGGUAAAGAUGUGUGAGGACUACCUGAAGGCAACAGCAGCUAUUCAUAAAAUAAAUACUCUUGUAAAUGACCUAGAACAGGCUAUUGACAGCAUCACAAGCAUUAUCAGCAGUGUACAUUCCCCAGAUAUGUCAACUGUUCAACCACAACAGCUUCUUGCUGCCAGUAAGGCAGUAGCACAACAAGUGGCAAUAGCAAUUGCAAAGUUUGUUCUUCUUUGUGAUGUGUUCUCACAAAGAAAGAAUGAGUUGACAAGGAAAGAGAGACACAAGAUCAUAGAAAGCAUCAGAAACAGACUUCCAGGAAUCGUCUCUAAAGUUCAUUCUCUGUUGCUUGUUUGUGGUGAGGUGUUGGUAAAAUAUCUGUUGACUGAGGCUAGGCAGCAAGAAGUAGUAACAUAUCUUAUUCCCGAGAUUGAAAACUUUUGGAAAGUUAUAUCUGACACUAUCACUGAUGCACAAAAAACCCUAGAUGAAAUAGUAGAACAAGAAGAUGAUGAACAGAAGAAGAAACGACACUCUGCAUUCGGCAACAAACUGAGUAGAACAUUUAAAAAUGUGAUUCAUUUAAGGGAACUGAACAUUUUGAAAAAAAUCCAAGAAGAGGCAAGAUCAACAUUUGUCUUUGUUUUACAGAAAAGGGAGGAUUUCAGUGCUAUGAAUCCAGAAAGAAAAGUUACAGCUGUGAUAAAGGCAAUUGAUUUCUUAACAGAUGAGAUUGAUGGUGUAUAUCUCCCUUCACUGGAGAAAUUCCCAAACAUGUUUGAAACUGAUCUCAAGUUUAAAGCAUGCAAGAGUCUAUUCAAAGUUGGAACAGCACGAGUUUCUUGGUUACUGGAAAGAGUGCAGCAAAAUCAAAGUGCUCUUCAGCCAUCUAUCAACCAUAUGUGCCAACUCGUUAACCAUGAGUCAUUUAAUAGGGCGAUGAAAGACUUAAAAUUGAUGGAAUCCCUACCACAGGGGUGUGCGUCAACACAACUAUGCCCACCACCUGUGCCUAAACAAAAACCAAGGAAUUGUAUGAAAUCUGAUUCCACUUCAAGUGACUCAACCAUCGAUAGUCAACUUCCCACUGAAGUAGCAAAAUUAUUAGUGUCUGGGAAAUAUGCUGACAUGACAUUCAUUGUUGGUGAUUCUACCUCAAAAGACAAGACAACAAACAACAAAGAUACUUUAGAACACCUGAGCUGCCAGGCCUGUGCCGACACAGAGAGGAAACCUGGGGAUGACAAUCUUUUGAAAUGGAAAACAUGUGAAGUGAAGGAAAAUGAAAGUUUAAAUGAAACAGAGGAAAAUGUUGUCAAAUUUAAAGCUCAUCGUGUUAUUCUAGCAGCUCGAUGUACCUUUUUCAAAUGUGCUCUCUUGAGCGGAAUGAAGGAAUCCAUAGACAGAACAAUUUUGGUGCCAAGUACCAAUCCACAUUUAUUCCAUAAAUUUCUUGAGUCUUUGUACAGUGGAACAAUAAAUACAAACUGCAUGAGCAUAGACCAGCUGGUUGAGAUGAUGAUGCUAACAGACAUGUAUGAGGUGGAUCAUAUGAAAGAAGCAUGUGAAAUGUCUUUAUGUGCCUGUAUCAGUGACGAUACAGUUCUAUAUCUGUUGAGUAUGGCUGACAGAUACAAUGCUACACAACUCAAGAGCAAAUGUUUAGAUUUCAUGACAAACCCAGAAAUCUACAUGGAAUCAGAGGAAUUUAACAAACUAUCCCCGGAACUACAACAGGAGGUGAAACAACAUCUAGAAAAUUUAAAGAUUAAAGAAAAACUGAAAAGUAAAGAAUUGGAAUCAUCAAAGAGACCAAACCUUGAAGAGCUCACAAGAAGGCAUUUAUUCGAACAGUAUUCACAACAGGGACAUCAUGAAACAAAAAUCGAAAAAUGUAUGCAAGAACUUACAGAAAUCUUAGGAGUCUCGAUACCAAGACGAGAUUUGUUGCGAAUAACGUUAGCCGCUGAUUGCGACGUCAACAGGGCUUUAAAUUUCUAUUUUUCAUGGCAAUCCAGCGAGAUUUAACCCCCAAGGUAAAUAAUUUUAAUAUAUAUUUGAAAUGUCUUUAAAUAACACAAGAAUAUCAUUUAUUAAGGAAAGUACAAUUUAAAAAAUAUAUUACAAAAUUUAUCAUAAAAUAUUUGGCGUGUUGAAAUUUUCAUAAAAUGUUUGAUACUUUUAUUAUGCUAAAAAUAAUUAAAGAUUUAUAGUUUUUUGGCUUUUCUGUUUUCAAUGAUAAUCAAUAUUGCUACUGCUUUAACUUUUGAACUACAUUGUUCCGAUCAUCAUGUAAUGGGACAAUUUUUGUCACCAGUGAAAAAAAAAAAAUGAAUCAUUGAGAAACUUUAUUUAAAAAAUUCGAAUGAAUUUUGAGUUCUAGAAAAUAAUAUGUGUAGGUUGACAAUUGGCCAACUGUUGGUGAGAAUCAGAUGGUCGGCCAAGUGUCGACCGUGAGUUGGGUGAUUGUCAACCAGAAAAUAAAGUGAAUAUAAUUACCAAAGGUGCAUAAAGACACUUAAAAAAUAUCAAUAAAAUUAAUCAACAAUCAAUACAAAAAUAACUCAAUUAAUGCUAUUUUUUGUGUAAAAUCGCAGUAAAAAAUAAUAUUUAACCUCUAUUUUGCAGCCACUUGACAAUUACAUGAGAGUGGCUGCUUAAUAGAUGUUCUAGGUGUACACUUUCCUUAGGGAAUCAAAGAGAGGAAUCAUAUUAAGUUUAUUUUUACCAAAUUAAAAGUAAUAGCACUGA